Mercenaria mercenaria is the source of this 5157-nucleotide messenger RNA. RefSeq lists its product as uncharacterized. The transcript has a single exon. Lineage: Eukaryota; Metazoa; Mollusca; Bivalvia; Venerida; Veneridae. The record is from RefSeq and is a predicted model, not a curated record. Bases 303 to 2162 code for a protein of 619 amino acids. Gene Ontology annotation, molecular function: protein binding; zinc ion binding; ubiquitin-protein transferase activity. Gene Ontology annotation, cellular component: nucleoplasm; chromatin. Gene Ontology annotation, biological process: positive regulation of DNA-templated transcription.
AACGCAGUAGUUACGUCUGCUGUGUAACUGUAUAUCUGUUGAAGGUAGGAUAUAGUAAAAUAUAUCGCUGAACAUGUGGCGAAUAACAAAUAUUUGGGUUAUAGCGUCAUAUCCGACUGAAUUCAGUUUUUUAAUCAAAAUGGCGGACUGAUAUUUUAAAUUAUAGGACAAUCUGCCUCAUACGAAAGAUAUAAACAUCAUGAUAUCUGGAUCUUCCUGUUUAUUGGCAGGUAAAACAAAAGGAUUAUUUUUAAUGAUUCGUACUUAAAUUCCGGAGCAGUAAACAUUUUGUUUUACAUACAAUGGCUGCAUUCAAUUGUGGGAAUGAUUCAAAUAAUGCAACAGAAAAAGAGGAUACGGAUAAAUCGAGUGAUUUUUCUGUUUCAUUCACGGAAGGUUCUGAUGAAAUUAAACAUGAUUUAAGACAUUCGAUCUUGCACAGUUCUGAUGUGGUCUCGGAGAUUUCCUCGAGUGGGGGACAAGUUGUUCAACUUUACUGCGAUUCGUGUAGAGAGGACAAUAAGUACGUCCCAGCUGAAGGUUUUUGUGUUAAUUGUGAUGAAUAUCUGUGCAUAAGUUGUGUCAGCUUUCACCAAAAACAAAAGGCUUUAAAACUACAUGUUUUGAAAGAUAAGCCAAAUCUGCCAAAAGAACGAGCUCACGUUAACAUUCGUGACGUUUGUGUUGACAAGUGCUCUUCACAUACUGACAGGGUCAUAGAGUACUUUUGUAAAUCAUGUGACCAGCUAGGAUGUUCGGUUUGUAUUGUUACAGGACAUCGUACCUGCAAAGAUGUGGACUUUAUUCCUGAUGUAAUUGAGGGCAUAGAAAAUAGCAAUGAGUAUACACACUUAAUUGGAUAUAUGAAAGACUUGUCGGUCAAACUAGAUCAUCAAAAAAACAGAGCUGCGUCUAAUAUCGAACGAAGCAAUGAUUUUCGAAGAAAAGCUAAAGAAAAGGUAAAAAAACAGAGAGCGGAAAUAAAUGAGAUUUUUGAUAUAUUAGAAAAUGAAACUCACUCCAAAGUUGAUGAAAUAUAUCAAGAAGAUCAAGGAAAACUGUCCUGCAUCUCCGACCAGGUUAUAUCAUUAACAAGCGAUCUAUCGGAAAUGAGCUCCGAUCUACAAAGAAAAUCUGAAAAUCGAUGUCAACUUUUUGUUGCCACUAAGAAAAUCAAGCACAAAAUGUUAUACGUUGAAAGGAACGUAAAAUCCAUUGAAAGUGGGAACAGAGUCGAAAACUUUCAAUACUUGCCGGCAUACAACAUUCAUGAUGAAUUAAAAAACACUAAACUUGGAAAAUUAGAUUUUCUAAAUUCUGAAACAGUUAGACUUGUGUCCACACUGUCAUAUAUAGAUGUCAGUCAAGACAGAACAAACAUGUUACACAUAGGAACUGGAUUAUGUGUGCUGCCAAAUGACCGCCUUGCUCUAAUAGACACCCACCAUACUACAUGCAAACUGAUUGACCACAAGCAUAAACGAGUUACAUUUUGCAUAGAGUUUGAUUCAACCCCUUUUGGUGUAACAAAAAUGCCCGAAAACCAGAUCGCAGUAACAUUUCCUAAUAUAGGAGAAAUAAAAUUUCUGACAGUCUCUCCUGAUGAUACCUUGGUCGAGAAAAGUACUAUAGACAUCGGGAAUGGCUGCUGUGGGAUACAUCAAUCUAACUCGAAACUUAUUGUCGCUUUCAAAAAAUGCCGUGGGAGUAAACCACGGGUACAUAUUCUUGAUACAAAUGGAACUGUAUUAAAUGUUCUCGAACAUGAUUAUUAUGGAAAUCCACUGUUUGCUUCGCCACAGUAUGUUACUGUAAGUCCAGAUAAUUCAACCAUUUAUGUGUCAGAUAAAAGAAGUAAAUCUGUUAUUGGCUUAACUGUAGAUGGCAAAGUAAAAUCAGUUUACAAAAUGGAAACUUCACCAGGUGGGAUAACUAUUGAUGGAGCUGGUUCGGUGUAUGUGUGUGCUGUUAGAGAUAAGAAUGACGAGACUAUGAAGGUAGAUAUCGUUCAGCUGUCUGAGAACUGUGAAAAACUACAGACUCUAGUAACAUUAGACAACCACUAUAGUGCUAUUGCUUACUGUGAUGAAAACAAAACAUUCUACCUUGCAGGAAUGUCGGAAUUUAAAAACAAUCAUGUUUUAGCUGUUAAAACUGCAUAAAAGAUGAAACCCCAUCAUUGAGAAAAAGAAACAGCCAUUAAUUUAACAAAAGAUAAUUAUCUUUUUCACCUUACUGAUGGUCAUCACAAUAUACCAUUUUCAGUGCAGGUUAUAAAAACAAAUCGAUCAUAUAAACUUGCAAGCUAUGUUAUACUUUCAGCAGUCGAUCAAUGACUUGAAGGUGUAUUUCGAGGACAGCACAUAAUGUUAAAAGCCAUGUUACUGUACUGUAUACAUGAACAUGGUAAUAAAUAAAAUUUAUAUAAUAACAUGUAGUGUCAAAUGUACUACACAUUUUAAUUAAGGUAGUUCUGCACGUUCGGAUUGAUUUUUUUUCUACAAUGUAGAAUUUGAUUAAACUCUGAUUUUUCAAAACUUUAGAAUAUACUUAGGAAAUUCAGCAAAUAAAAAAGAUGGGGUCGUGUGCUUGAAUUUUUGCUAGACUGAUUUGAUAAAUUUGGACCUCACGCAAUUUUUCAUAAUGGGAGUCUACGUGAAAAUCAUACCUUUUCUAGAAUGUAGAUUUUAAUGAAACUUCUCACAGUUGUAAAUAAACACAUCGCCUAUAAUGUGAUGAAAUAAAAUGUAUAGGUCCAUUUACUUAUUUUUGUGAUAUUUGACCAUGAUUAAAGUAAACCGAACAUUUCACGCUAAUUUUAAGACAUUAUUCUGAAUUAUUCAACGUGUAAGAUGUUUUAAUAUCAUAUUUUAACUUUAAAAAGAUAGUAACAGUGCCAUUGUAAUCAAUUUACUCACAGGUUGCCAUUAAUAAAUUUCCGUACGCCGAAUCCAGGCUUUAUACUACGUUUUCCGGAUAAAUGACGUUACGCCAUCAUUUCCGGUUUAUCAAACGUGCAGAACUACCUUAAGUGACAAUGGUCGGUCAUACAGUUAAUUAUUUAUGUACAUUAGACUGAUGCUGCUCUUUUUGUAAUACGGGAGGUAUUUGCAGUACCUUAUGGUAAAAAAGAGGGACUUUUUGGAUAUAUUAGGUCCUUGAAUAUGAUACCGAAAUGUUUUGAAUUUUAGCUUUUAUGCAUUCUCGUAGGGUUUAUUAAUUAACUAUCAAAACAAUUGUCUUUAAGUGCCGUGUGGCGGCCGUAAAUGUCACACCGUACCUGGACUCAGUGUUGUUGUACGUUCUGGUGCUCUGCAAUCAUUGAGUCCAUUCAUGUUUCUGUGUAACAAAGUUCGGUUUUAACCGGUACUACGGAUCGAGAUGGGUGCUGCCUAUUUCAUUACCUCUUAUAAACAGACACUCAAGCCGAAAUAGAUUUCAUUUGUUUGGUUGCCUUUCUACGCUUUAAAAAGGAUCUUUUUUAUAGACUUUUUAAGUUGAGUAAAGUAAAAUGUAUUGUCAAAAUUGUCUAAUUUUACAUUAUUAAUAUAUAACAGACCACAUUACUUCAGCAGUCUCCCCAAUACUUAUAAAAAAAAUGUGCACCGACACAAGAUGUAACUUAAUGAUCCGAUCAUCCGUUUGUCCCUUCAUUUAUUUGUCAUUCGCGUCAUAUCGUUUUACCCUACUUGAAAGAAAUUCAGAUACUUCCAUAAUAUGAGAAGGUGCAGGACGCAACCUUCCGUCAUGUCAUGUCAAGAUCAAUUUUAUAUGAUAAGAUCAAAUGCCGCUAGGUGUGUCUUUUUAUCCAUAGAUAGGAGUUUCAAAUGAUUAAGUGCAUGAUAAGACGACAUGCAGAACAGUUUCAAGGUCAGUUUCAUACUUAGAGAUCAAACAUCGAGGAACUAGUUUAAUGUAAGUAGUCCAAGGCCAAUCUUUAAUCAGAUAUUAGAUAUCAACUGACUUGAAGCGGUAUGGGAGAUAUGCGCUUUAUGUCAACAGUUUUAUAAGAUUGUCUGGUUUAAUAUCUUCAGUUAUCCGGUUUUAUCACAGUCCCUAUUUUGAGGACAAUGACAUAGAGAGCAUCUUUUUACACAACUGUUGUUGAAGUUUCAAGUUAAUCCAACUGACAUUGCAAGAACAUAAUUAUUCAAUAUUGCAUAUUUUCCCAAAGUCGGAACACAGUAGCUGUAAAAUACUAGCUCUUAAAUACCUAUUUCAUACUUUAUGCUAUUUUUAUCUUCAGUAUGUUGUAAAUAAUUAUGUAACUUAAUAUUUAUGCAAAGUUAAAGGACAUGACAUUUUGUAGCUUUAUAGAAUUCUUGAAAAAUGUCCCUCUGUUAACAUUUUUGCUAAUCAAUUUUGUAAAAAACAUAGCUGACCAAUGAAAAUGAUUUAUUGAAAAUAUCUAGAAAUAUUUUUCAGGCCUGCAAUUUUACUGUCAUGUCAAGGAUGUUAUUUAUUAGUUAUACUGAAUUUUGUGUAAUUUUAGAAGCUUUAUUGUCUUGCAAUUCUUAAAAAUUUUCCUAAGAUGUGAAAGCCAUAUUGAAUUUUUAGGUAGAAUCUGUUUCAUAUCUGUCAAUUCUUUGACACUUGAUUUAAUUAAGCUUAAAUCGUUAUUUGUAAUUUGAAAUAUACUGGUAAGAUGUAGUUUUUCCUCUAGUUUAUGUUUAUGUUAUUAGUUUCUGGUGACAUUCAUUCCUUUUCUUGCAUUUGAUGAGAAAGGUUUUGCAUAUUUUGGAAAAAUGUAUGAAGCAUUUUUGUGCUUGUUUGUAAAUACAAAAUGUAUUUGCUUAUCAGUUCUUUCUGGGUUCUUCUAGUUGACACUUUGACCGAAAAUUGAGAGCCAGUUUUAGGAAGUAUGGCCCUUUUUAGAAUAAAUUGAAACUUUUGAGUUUUACCAAUUUUUUAUUUGUUAAAGAAUAUAAUAGAAUUUAUGUGAAUUUUAUAUGGAACAGAGUCAUGCAGAAUUGCAGAUUGUGGCAUUUUCUAAAAAUAUUGACACAUGUUUUUAAGUGAAGGAAAUUGCAGAAUUUGUGCAUUAUUUUAAAAACCUUCAGUGACUGUAGAAGUUUAUUGAUAGACGUAUAAGAGCUAUGUAGUUAUGAAUAUGUGUUUAUGAGUGAAAGGUUAAUAUGAUAAAUUUAUAAAACUGAA